This is a messenger RNA of Hypomesus transpacificus, 3679 nucleotides long. RefSeq names its product integrin, alpha 6a (gene itga6a). The transcript is spliced from 25 exons. The record is from RefSeq and is a predicted model, not a curated record. Gene Ontology annotation, cellular component: integrin complex; external side of plasma membrane. Lineage: Eukaryota; Metazoa; Chordata; Actinopteri; Osmeriformes; Osmeridae. The coding region runs from base 181 to 3360 and encodes 1059 amino acids. Gene Ontology annotation, molecular function: integrin binding. Gene Ontology annotation, biological process: cell adhesion mediated by integrin; integrin-mediated signaling pathway; leukocyte migration.
GCUGUGACGUAAGGGCUGGAGUUUGGAGAGAGUAAGAGGAGGGACUGCACUGCACGAACUUCUAAUCCGUUACCCCGGGAAAACAACGACAGUAUUUAGCUGACAAUCCCGAGCCUACUGGAACACCGGGGCUACCGGCACAACUUGGACCACGGGAUUAACGAUUAGGUCUAUAACGCGAUGAGGUUCUCUAGGGGACAUGUAUCCGUUUCUCUGGCGCUUCUGCACUUGUUAGAAUGGAGUUUCAUAUUAGCUUUCAACCUGGAUACCAAUAACAUUCUGAGGAAAGACGGAGAAGCAGGCAGUUUAUUUGGAUUCUCUCUUGCCAUGCAUCGGCAACUUAAUCCCGACAAAAGAAUAUUAUUGAUUGGUGCUCCCCGAGCUAAAGGUCUAGCCUACCAGAAGUCUAACAGGACAGGAGGCCUGUACAGCUGUGACAUCACCGACCAAUCCGACGACUGCGAGCGUAUUGACUUCGACAACGAAGAGGACAGUCUGACGGAGAACAAGGAGGACCAGUGGAUGGGAGUGACUGUCCAGAGCCAGGGACCUGGGGGGAAGGUCGUGACGUGCGCCCAUCGCUACCAGAGACGUCUGUUCGUCAACACUCCCCAGGAGUCCCGUGACAUCACGGGCCGCUGCUACGUCCUGAGCCAGGACCUCACGGUCGACACCUCGUCAGACGAGGAUGGAGGGAACUGGAAGUUCUGUGAGGGGCGCGCCCGAGGCCACGAGAGAUUCGGCUCCUGCCAGCAGGGGCUGGCGGCCACCUUUACCAGGGACUACCAUUACCUGGUGUUCGGAGCACCAGGGGCCUACAACUGGAAAGGCAUCGUACGCGUAGAGCAAAAAAACAACACUUUGUUGGAAAUGGGCUUUUAUGAUGACGGCCCCUUCGAAGUUGGAGAUGAGAACCUGCUGGACCCUGAUCUGGUGCCAGUCCCUGCUAACAGCUACUUAGGAUUCUCCCUUGACUCUGGUCACAGCAUCACUAAGGGGCGUGGCCUGACUGUGGUGGCCGGGGCCCCGAGAGCCAAUCACUGUGGGGCUGUGGUCCUGCUGAGGAAGGAGAACGAGGCGUCGACACGGCUGUCCCCGGAGCACAUUCUUGAAGGCCCGGGGCUGGCGUCCUCGUUUGGAUAUGAUGUUGCUGUGGUCGACCUGAACGGAGAUGGGUGGCAGGAUAUCGUCGUGGGAGCCCCUCAGUUCUUCAUGAAGGAAGGGGAUGUGGGAGGGGCCGUCUAUGUGUACAUCAACCAGGCUGGACGGUGGAACAACGUCACCCCGGUCCGCCUCAACGGAACCAAAGACUCCAUGUUUGGACUGGCCGUGGAAAACAUCGGUGACAUCAACCAAGACGCCUAUGAAGACAUUGCUGUUGGAGCUCCGUAUGAUGAUGCAGGGGCAGGGAAGGUUUACAUUUACCAUGGUUCUGCUAAAGGAAUCCACACGAAGCCCUCACAGAUCCUCCAGGGGAAACGCCACAGCGUCAGAAUGUUUGGAUACUCUCUGGCCGGGAACGUGGACUUGGAUCAGAACUCCUACCCGGACCUGGCUGUAGGGUCUCUCUCUGACACGGCGCUCAUUUACAGGUCAAGGCCAGUUAUUAACAUCAAGUUGGAGGUGAAAAUUACUCCUAAAGAAAUCGACCUCACCAAGAAGACAUGUGGAAACAAUAUUUGCUUGAAUGUGGAGGCGUGCUUCACCUACAAAUGCAACCCAGCUUCCUACAGCCCCAAACUGACAAUCAGCUACGCCUUUGAGGCGGAGGCCGAUCGGAGGAAGCAGGGGCUGCUCUCUAGGGUGGUGUUCCUGAACAAGUCAGGUUCAGACCAGGACCACCAGUCCACUGGAACCCUGGACCUCCGUGGACAGAACAAGAGAGCGUGCGUUAAGACCAAAGUCAAACUUCAGGAGAACAUCAGAGAUAAGCUGCGCGCUAUUCCAAUCGAGGUGUCCGUGGCCAUUCAGGGUGCCAAGCGCCACAAAAGACAGGACAAUCUACCCCCUCUGGUGCCUAUUCUGGACUCCUCUCAGUCCAACAAGGUCCUUUCUGAGGUCAACUUUUUGAAGGAGGGAUGUGGGAAGGAUAAUAUCUGCCAGAGUAACUUACAGUUGCAGUACAGAUUCUGCUACAGAGAGACCAACCAAGAUGUCUUCCCUCCAUUGCCUGUGGAGAAUGGCCUGCCGGUGGUCUCUCUGAGCGACCAGAAGGACAUCGCUCUGGAGGUGACCGUCCAGAACAGGCACGGGGACGACGCGCACGAGGCCAAGCUGAUUGGCCGCUUCCCCAACGCCCUGUCCUACUCCGGCCUGCGAGCGCAGAAGAGCACUAGGGAAAAGCCGCUGAUCUGUUUCGCCAAUCAGAACGGCUCCCAAGCCGAGUGCGACCUGGGGAACCCCUUCAAAAGAGACUCGGAGGUGACAUUCUACAUCAUCUUAAGUACUGCAGGAAUCUCCCUUAACACCACAGAGAUUGAGAUCGACCUGCAGCUUCAGACGACCAGCACACAGGAAAAUAUGGUGACAGUAAAAGCCAAAGCAAAAGUGGUGAUUGAGUUGUUACUCUCAGUGGCAGGGGUGGCCAAACCCUCACAAGUGUAUUUCGGGGGUGAAGUGAAAGGAGAGAGUGCUAUCAAGACAGAGGAGGAGAUAGGAAGCUUGAUAGACUACGAAUUCAGGAUCAUCAACCUGGGGAAGCCGCUGAAGUCGUUUGGCACGGCGUCGCUGAACAUCCAGUGGCCCAAAGAGAACGUGGACGGCAAGUGGCUCCUGUACCUGGUGAAGAUCAGCAGCAGCGGUCUGGAGGAGAUCCGCUGCUCCCCCGAGAGGGAGAUCAACUCUGUCAAACACAUUCAGGGGUCAAACUCGUCCCGGCAAAAGCGUGAUGCUGGGGGAAGAAAAAUAUCUUUGUUGACCGACAAAAGGAAACACAAAAUAUUGAUGUGUGGCAAUGGCUACGAUGCCAAAUGUGUGGUGAUCAAGUGCCCCCUACAGGGCUUGGACACUACUGCAGUUAUCGCUUUAAGGUCUCGUCUGUGGAAUUCCACAUUCAUUGAGAAUUAUGCAUACUACAACUACCUCGACAUCAUAGUGAAAGCGUCACUCAGCCUGGACGCUCCUGUAAAGAACAUGGUACUGAAGAACGCAGAGACGCAGGUGAGAGUGACCGUGUUCCCAGAGAAGACUGUGGCCCAGUACGGAGGGGUACCCUGGUGGAUCAUCGUGGUGGCGGUUCUGGCUGGCAUCCUGAUGUUGGCACUGCUGGUGUUCCUGCUCUGGAAGGAAACGCUGACAUGGCAAAUCUGCUGCUGCUGCUGCUGUGGUCAACAAACUGAUUUAAAGGAAUGCAUCCCAUAAUGUACACGUGCUUAUCGCAACGCUGGACAGGCAUGAUAUUUGUAUGUGUCUUUUUCCACUUUUCUAAUCAGCGUUUUUUUGUUCUUUAAAACGAUUGCUCUAUCCUGUUCAAACCUGUCAAGUGUUUUUGUAACACGACUGUGUGCUGUGAAUGUGCCCUGUUUUUCUAGGCUAAUGCUUUCCUGGCUUGGUUGUGCUGAAAUGUAUUCUGGAAUAGUACCUACAUUUGAAGCUUGCUUUCGCUCAAACAUGCAAUGUUUAGCUAUAUUUUUACGAGAGCCAGGCUUGAUUGAUACCUCAUUUGUAACUAUGCGGUUUU